Messenger RNA from Saimiri boliviensis boliviensis (Bolivian squirrel monkey), 1553 nucleotides. It is a transcript of the gene PTF1A, whose product is annotated as pancreas associated transcription factor 1a. NCBI's taxonomy places the organism in Eukaryota, Metazoa, Chordata, Mammalia, Primates, Cebidae. The record is from RefSeq and is a predicted model, not a curated record. Gene Ontology annotation, biological process: developmental process; regulation of transcription by RNA polymerase II. Gene Ontology annotation, molecular function: DNA-binding transcription factor activity, RNA polymerase II-specific; protein dimerization activity; RNA polymerase II transcription regulatory region sequence-specific DNA binding.
AGUCCUCCACAGCCCUCCCCAGCGCAGCGCGGGCGCCGGUCAGAGCGCAGCGGCUGCGGGCACUCCAGGGAGGCUCGAGGGCGGGCAGCCCGGCGGCCGCCUCGCUGCCCCCAGCCAGGGCCCCGGGAAGGGAGGGGCUCGGACGGGCGACGCCCGCCACCGAAACUUACCAAGAAGUACCAAGAGCAGCCCGGCAGUCCAGCUGCCCACUCCGGCGGUGAGCAUGGACGCGGUGCUGCUGGAGCACUUCCCUGGGGGCCUGGACGCCUUCCCUUCUCCCUACUUCGACGAGGACGACUUCUUUACCGACCAGUCUUCCAGGGACCCUCUGGAGGACGGCGAUGAGCUGCUGGCUGACGAGCAGGCCGAGGUGGAGUUCCUUAGCCACCAGCUGCACGAGUACUGCUACCGCGACGGGGCGUGCCUGCUGCUACAGCCCGCGCCCCCGGCCGCCCCGCUCGCGCUCGCCCAGCCGCCCUCCAGGGGCCCCGGUGAGCCAGAGGACGGCUGCGGCGGCGGCGGCGGCUACUGCUGCGAGGCGGGGGCGCCCCCCGGCGGCUUCCCCUACUCGCCCGGCUCGCCGCCCUCGUGCCUGGCAUACCCAUGCGCUGGGGCGGCCAUGCUUACGUCCCCCGGGGCGCGGCUGCGCGGCCUGAGCGGAACUGCGGCGGCGGCGGCGCGGCGGCGGCGGCGGGUGCGCUCCGAGGCGGAGCUGCAGCAGCUGCGCCAGGCGGCCAACGUGCGCGAGCGGCGGCGCAUGCAGUCUAUCAACGACGCCUUCGAGGGGCUGCGCUCGCACAUCCCCACACUGCCGUACGAGAAGCGCCUCUCCAAGGUGGACACGCUGCGCCUGGCCAUCGGCUACAUCAACUUCCUCAGCGAACUCGUGCAGGCCGACCUGCCCUUGCGGGGCGGUGGCGCGGGCGGCUGCGGGGGCCCGGGUGGCGGCGGUCGCCUGGGCGGGGACAGUCCGGGCAGCCAGGCCCCGAAGGUCAUCAUCUGCCAUCGGGGCACCCGGUCCCCCUCCCCCAGCGACCCGGAUUAUGGCCUCCCUCCGCUAGCAGGACACUCUCUCUCUUGGACUGAUGAAAAACAACUCAAGGAACAAAAUAUUAUCCGAACAGCCAAAGUCUGGACCCCAGAGGACCCCAGGAAACUCAACAGCAAAUCUUCCUUCAACAACAUAGAAAACGAACCACCAUUUGAGUUUGUGUCCUGAAAAGUCCCAGACUCGGCUGAGGAUCUGAUUAUGUCUCUGUGCAUAUUGUACAUGUAAAUAUCUAUAAUGUAAAUGUAAUUUAAGAAUCAAAGUUUUCUAAUGGCAAUCAACUGUUAUUUAUCUAUUUAUUAUCCUGUUGAGUUGAUGAAAUCAAUGAUUUCUUUUAAAAUAUAUAAUUUAUAUAAUUUAUCUUGAUUUUCUGAAAAUAUGCAAUAAUAUGAUUUUCCUGAACUCUGUGUUGCUGGGAGAAUUCUGGCCAGAAAACGUUAUGCUUAUUUAUUGCCAGAUAUGGUUUAUUUCUAAGCGUUGUCAAUAAAUGCUAUUUACGACUUUU